GUUGAAGAGCUGUAGAGGACACAGAUCUUGGACAGAAUGAUUAUUUAUCUGUCAGUCACGUGACCUGCUGAGAAUAACCCUGCAGGUAUUAAACAGGUGAGCAGGUUUGUUCCUCAGAUGAGUCCAGUUCUCGCGAGAGCAGGAAGAGAAAAAACGAGUUUGGGGGAAAGUUGAAGCAGCAGGAUGAGAAGAGAGGAGAGCUGCAGAGAAGGACGGACUCAGACGUUUCUCCUCCUCAUCCUCUGGAAACCAGCCGCUCCUUUACAGAACCAGAGUCCAGAACAGAACCAGAGUCCAGAACAGAACCAGAGUCCAGAACAGAACCAGAGACCAGAACAGAACCAGAGUCCAGGAGCGGCACGAUGCGCAUCUGCUUUUAGCUCCAGAACCAGGAAAGUUUGAGAUUUUUUUAAGUUCUGCGAACUUUUUGUUUUUCUUGGUUCUCAGAGGUUUGUUCAGCUGGUACCUGCAGGAGAACCAGAUCCAGGAGAACCCGUUCCAGGCGGAACCCCUCCUGUGGAGUCCAGCUUUGAGUCCGGACCUCGGAGGUCUUUGGGUCUGGGAGCCUAAAGCGGACUGAGCGGACUGGACCGAGCCCCGGAGCUGCGGACAUGCCGGACAGGAAGCGCGGGGGGCGGCUGCUGCAGUCGGCCGUGGCUCUGCUGGUCCUCCUGGAGGUCUCUGCGGGACUCGGAGAGGCUGCAGAGGCGCUGGAGACCCGGGACGGGGACCUGGAGUCCGGGCAGACCGACCCCAGGUCCAACAGGGCCAAGAGGAGGGGCGGAACCGACGCCCUCAGAGGCGAUCUGUCGGAGUUCUUGUGGGGACGGGUUCUGCUCCAGACCCAACAUGUGCACCUGCCCCAACGGACUGAUCUCUCCAUCCUGUGGAUCCAAGUCAGUUCAGAACUGUAACAUCCGCUGCAUGAACGGGGGGUCGUGUGCAGAAGACCACUGCUUGUGUCAGAAAGGCUACGUGGGAAACCACUGCGGUCAACCUGUCUGUGAGAACGGCUGUCUGAACGGAGGACGCUGCGUGGCCCCCAACAGAUGUGUGUGUACGUACGGCUUCACGGGGGCCCAGUGCGAGCGAGAUUACCGGACCGGUCCGUGUUUUGCCUCCGUUAACAACCAGAUGUGUCAGGGCCAGCUAACGGGCAUCGUGUGCACCAAAACCUUGUGCUGCGCCACGGUGGGGCGUGCGUGGGGUCACCCCUGUGAGAUGUGCCCGGCUCAGCCCCACCCCUGCCGGAGAGGAUUCAUACCAAACCACCGGACCGGGGCGUGCCAAGAUGUGGAUGAGUGCCAGGCCAUCCCCGGCAUCUGUCAGGGAGGAAACUGCAUCAACACUGUCGGAUCCUUCGAGUGUAAAUGUCCUGCUGGGCACAAAUUCAACGAGAUCUCCCAGAAAUGUGACG
Molecule: messenger RNA, 1417 nt
Organism: Austrofundulus limnaeus
Lineage: Eukaryota; Metazoa; Chordata; Actinopteri; Cyprinodontiformes; Rivulidae
Product: fibrillin-1
Molecular function (GO): calcium ion binding
Source: RefSeq, a predicted model, not a curated record